AUGGCUAUAUGUAAUAGCCAGUCGUCGGGACCGCCAAUAAGAAGUCCGAAAAGACCCGAGUUAGAUGUAUCCAAUGAUUACAUGGAUAACAAGAUGGGUGAGAAUAAACAAAAAGAUGGUGCUUACGCAGAGAAAUGGAAAGACAGGAUAGGAAAAGUGAUUUAUAUGAUAAAAAUUUUUUGGAAUAAUCAUUGGUUGAUUCCAGAAGAAAAGACGUUUCUCAGAAGUGUGAAGAAACCUCGUGGUGUGAUACUGGUUUUCGAAGUUCUAUAG
Messenger RNA from Acaulospora morrowiae, 273 nucleotides. The record is from the annotation of a GenBank genome assembly. Lineage: Eukaryota; Fungi; Glomeromycota; Glomeromycetes; Diversisporales; Acaulosporaceae.